Messenger RNA from Lipotes vexillifer (Yangtze River dolphin), 576 nucleotides. RefSeq names its product killer cell lectin like receptor B1 (gene KLRB1). Gene Ontology annotation, molecular function: signaling receptor activity. NCBI's taxonomy places the organism in Eukaryota, Metazoa, Chordata, Mammalia, Artiodactyla, Lipotidae. The transcript is spliced from 5 exons. The record is from RefSeq and is a predicted model, not a curated record. Bases 1 to 576 code for a protein of 191 amino acids. Gene Ontology annotation, biological process: regulation of natural killer cell mediated cytotoxicity. Gene Ontology annotation, cellular component: cell surface; plasma membrane.
AUGGACAGACAGGUGAUAUAUGCUGAUUUAAACGUAUCCAGGAAUGCUGGCCUUGAAAGCUCAUCACCCCCAUCUCUUCCUCAGAUGAUAUUCUUGAGACAAAAAUCAACAGAAAAAAGCAGCAUGGAUGCUCAAGAGAACAGGAAGGAAACAACAGAGAGACCAGUUCUGUUAAAGUGCCCAACAAAUUGGCAACUAAUCCGAGAUAAAUGCUUGCUUUUUUAUGACACUUACAAACCUUGGAAUGACAGUCUAGCCGACUGUUUCACAAAAGAAUCCCGUCUGCUGCUUAUUCAAGAUCAGGAAGAAUUGAGGCUCGUACAAAACCGGAUAGACAAAGGAGGAAUUCUAUUUUGGAUUGGAUUAAAUUUUACAUUAUCAGAAAAGAACUGGAAGUGGAUAAAUGGAUCCUUUUUAAAUUCUAAUAUGUUACAAAUUACUGGUGAUGCUGAAGAAAACAGUUGUGUUUGCAUCUCAAGGACACAAAUUCUUUCCGAGAACUGUGCUACAGAAAAUAAAUGGAUCUGUCAAAAAGAACUAAAACCUGUCAAAAAUAAAGUAUGUUCUGCCACUUGA